Molecule: messenger RNA, 1480 nt
Organism: Lactuca sativa (garden lettuce)
Lineage: Eukaryota; Viridiplantae; Streptophyta; Magnoliopsida; Asterales; Asteraceae
Product: AP-3 complex subunit sigma
Biological process (GO): vesicle-mediated transport; intracellular protein transport
Cellular component (GO): membrane coat
Source: RefSeq, a predicted model, not a curated record
AAUUGAAGUAAUCAAUCAUAUUUUAAACAUAAGAGAAAUUGAAAACAUACUUUUCUAGCCUCCAAGAUCCAAAUAUGUUUCAUUUUAGUGAAAAGCUUCAUACCAUAAAGCUCAAAUUUUGAACAUAAUAAAUUGAUUUAGGAAUUAAGAUUUACAAACAGGAAUUUUCCGUUGGAUUUCUUUACAAAACACAGCGUCGGAAAGUGAAGAACAGUCAUCGCCGGCGAUGAUACGAGCGGUGAUAAUAAUGAACGACGAAGGCAAGCCUCGCCUCGUCAAAUUCUACGACCAUCAGCCUAUGGAGAAACAACAAGAAAUCAUUCGUAGCAUCUAUGGAGUUCUAUGCAGUAGAGCAGAGAAUGUGAGCAAUUUUGUUCAAGCAGAUUCUACUUUUGGAAAGGAUACGCGACUUGUAUACAAGACUUUUGCUACGUUGUAUUUCAUUGUCAUAUUUGAUGAUUCUGAAAAUGAGCUUGCAAUUCUUGAUCUUAUGCAAGUAUUUGUGGAGACAUUAGACAAAUGUUUCAGUAAUGUUUGUGAACUCGAUAUAGUCUUCAAUUUCAACAAGGUACAUACUAUUCUUGAUGAAAUUAUUUUGGGAGGUCAAGUUGUUGAAAUGAACUCUUCUGAAAUUGUCAAAGCAGUCAAUGACAUAUCUGGAUUGGAGAAGAGCCAGAAUUCAAUCCUUCGAGUUUCAAAGUCGAUAUCUGGUUGGCAAGGGCGAUAAUGGAAAGAUUUGUGUUUUUUUAUUUAUGUAUGGAAAGUAAUAAAUUUGUUGUGUUUCUCUUCUGUAAGCUUAUAGGAGACUAGUUCAAUGUUAAAGAUGAAAAAUGGUAUUUAUGUCUUUAGCACACAAAUCAAGAACGAGAUCCCAAAUCCCAUCUCAAAAUUCAAUUUUUUGCUAUUUAAAAUCAGUUUCAGUCCGAUGCAUGUCUAAAACCUGUUAUGUCAUGUACUAGUCUCAAUCCCAUGCAUGUCAUGUUAUGUGUCAAACUUCGAUGCAUAUCAGAUACACAGUAAAACCUAUUAUGUCAUGUAUCAGUCUCAUUUCGAUGCAUAUUAGAUACAAAUACAACUAGUCAUGUCAUAUAUAUGACAUAUAUCAGUCUCAGUUCGAUGCAUGUCACAUGUUAUGUCAUAUACUAGUCUCAAUUCCGUGCAUAUCAAAUAUAGGUAUAAUACAAUCUGUAUAUCAGUCUCAGUUGGAUGCAUGUCAUUAAAUACCUGCUAUGUCAUGAAAUAUGUAGCAAACAAGGAAGAAAGAAAAGAAAAACCGGUAAUUAUGUCAAUUUGUUUCUCACCAAAAAAUGGCUCAAAACAAAAUCCAUUACAAUUUACAAUUCCACAAGAUCCCAACCAAAACCACCAAUUACAAACAAAAAUCGCUUGCUUCCUUCCACCCAUAAACAACAAAACAAGCCCCCCUUGACCCUUCAACAACAAACAAAACCAAAAAAAAAAAAAAAAAACCAAAAACAAA